AUGUCCAACAGAAAUCCCUUCCGCAAUCUCACACCGACAGAGUCGGACAUCGACCAAGGCGGCUCGAGGGAAACGCUACGCGAGAAGGCGGUCAAGAAGGUGCACGGCGAGGGCGCGAACCCGUCCCAGCUCGGAGACCCAGUCAGCCUCAAGGCCGAGACCAGCGAGACAAUUCCCACAGAUGACGAACAAGGUAGCCGGCAGCAGGCCGGACACUCGUCAACGAGCUCCAAGUCCGGCGGCAGACAGACCCGAGGCCACGGUGGCGGCGGCGAGAAGCUCCGGGAGAAGGCGGCCAGGAAGCUGCACGGCCCGGAUGCCAACCCCAGCAUGCUGGGCGACCCCAUCAGCCUCAGGAACGAGUCCGGGGGAGCGAUGCCUCGCGAGGCGGAGGAGGGCGGCAUGGGCAGGAGGGGAUCCAAGCUGUAG
This is a messenger RNA of Thyridium curvatum, 429 nucleotides long. RefSeq lists its product as uncharacterized. The transcript has a single exon. The record is from RefSeq and is a predicted model, not a curated record. NCBI's taxonomy places the organism in Eukaryota, Fungi, Ascomycota, Sordariomycetes, Thyridiales, Thyridiaceae. The coding region runs from base 1 to 429 and encodes 142 amino acids.